GGGCCAAAGAAACAUUCAAAUUAUUGAAGCCAUGAAGUACGCCGUAGUUAUUGUCCUCACCCUUUUCGUGGCCAGCGGCUGGAGCCUGCCGGCCGAUGGGCCAGCCCAGAUGGACGCUCAGGUGCGCAGCGUUGUGGACGAGCUGACUGAUCUGGGCAAGUCAACUGGUGAGACCCUGUUGCACCAGUACGAGGAGAUUAUCGUGGAGCCGCAGCAAGAGUUGGAGGAGGCUUUGGACCAAGUGGAAGCCCGUCGUGCUGAGAGCCCCGAGUGCGUGGCCGCCGAGGAUGAGGAGAUCGUCCGUAUUGUUGACACUGCCCAUGAGGAACUGAUCUCCUGUGGAGUCGUGGCUGCCAAGACUUCUGCCGAGAUCGCUUCCGACGUGAGUGCCGCAACCCAGCAGCUGAUUUACGGUGGCUAUAACUUGGGAACCACGUAUAGCAAGUGCCAGUCGUACAAAAAUUCGGUCCUCAAGCAGUCCUGCAUGGCUAAGUUUUACAUCCAGGCCUCCGUUUACCUGAUUAGCGCCCGUUCCUCGAUAAAAACCAUUCGCAAGUCCACCAGUGAACGCAUUCCCGCCGUUUUCACCGAUGGAAACCUUUGCACCCACGGCGCCUCAGCCACUGCUGUAUUGGGACUCCAGGAGGUUAACAGCCACAUUGAUGCCUGUGUCGCUCGUCGUCGUUAAGGUUUUCUAAUAAAAACGUGUAGUGCAAGUCUAAAA
This is a messenger RNA of Drosophila bipectinata, 724 nucleotides long. RefSeq lists its product as uncharacterized. Lineage: Eukaryota; Metazoa; Arthropoda; Insecta; Diptera; Drosophilidae. The record is from RefSeq and is a predicted model, not a curated record.